UAGUCAGUAAUAAUAUUCCAGAAGCAUCAAAGUUAUCGGCAUUAGCGCUCGGCGUCGCUUGGAAGACUUUGGUUCGAACAAGAUGGUGUGCUUUACUCCAAAAGUUUACUUUCUAAUUCUGCUUUGCACAUGGAUUUCUUGCCAGUUUUUCGUUCCAUCGGAUUCACGUGCCUUGUUUAGCUUUAGCAGAGUUAGACGGGCGACUGAGGAGAAUGUUGAGAAUAAGACAAACAGCUCCGACGAAGGACGCCCUCCGUGCGAGGAAGACAUGAACGGGCCUUAUCCUUGUUCGUCUACGAUAACUGGUAACCUGUUGCUGAUGGUGUUUUAUGGCGCUAUCCUUGGAGUUGCUGCGAAAUGCAUUUCUGAUGGUGCUGAACUGUUGUUGGAUCUUGGCUGUAACCCUUCUCUGAUUGGUGGUAUUGUUCUUCCUUUGUUGGGAGCUGUACCAGACUCGGCUAUCAUCAUUGUAUCGGGUUUGGGAGAUGAUGCACAGGAUAAGUUGUCUGUUGGCAUGGGGACAUUGGCAGGCAGUACCAUCAUGUUACUAACAGCAGCAUGGGCAGGAAGCUUGGUGGUUGGAAAGUGUGACCUUGAUGUUAAUGGUGAAGCCAUUGAAGGCAGUGGAUAUGGAAAGAUCAGCUGUAACAAACAGGGUGUGACAAUCUUGCCCAGUGUCAAGACAGCUGUAGGAAUUAUGCUGCUUACCUCACUUUCAUACUUUAUUGUACAAGGAGCUGACUGGCAUUUUGGCCCACAUAACUUUGGACCUCAGCCGGAUUAUGUGCGCAAGGCUGCUUUGGCAACCAUGGUCAUUUGCUUCAUUGGCUUUGUUGCCUACCUGAUUUUCUUGUUUGUUGACAGCAAGUCAGCCGAAAUGAGAGCAGAUAAGCAUCGUCAAGAAAUGAUGCAGCGAAGGGUGCUACACCGUUUCGUCAUGAUGGCCAAGAAAACAAUGCCAGGCAGAGCUGAUAACCUUGAUGGGGAAGACAAAGUUGCACAAGAAAUUCAUGUGCAGAAGAAAUACUUCAAAGCUUGGCGUCUUGGUGCUGGAAUGGAUAAAAAGCAGCCAUCUGAGACAGACCCCAUCAUGCCUAAAGAUGAUAAGGAGGAACUUAUUCACAAAGAUUCUUUUGAAAUUGAGGAAGAGGAAGAAGAGGAGGAAAGCACAACUCAUUUGGCCAUCAAGUGUGUCAGCCUCCUUGUUAUCGGAGUUGGUUUGGUAACAGUCUUUGCUGAUCCAAUGUGUGAUGUGCUUGAUUCCCUGACAAAUAAAAACAACAAGUCAUUUAUUCCUAUUUCAUCUUUCUAUGUGUCAUUUGUGGUGACUCCACUGUGCUCAAAUGCUUCAGAACUUGUGUCUUCUCUAAUUUUUGCUGCCAAGAAGAAGAAGGAGAAUAUUUCCAUGACCUUUGCACAGCUGUAUGGUGCUGGAACCAUGAACAACACUCUGUGUCUUGGCAUUUUUGCUGCUCUUGUGUACUUCAGGGAUUUGAAGUGGUACUACUCUGCAGAGGUGACUGUGAUAAUCUUUGUGCAGUGGGUAGUUGGAAUCGUUGGCUUCCGUCUGACAUACAAGUUGUGGACAGGUAUCAUCGUUGGCUCACUGUAUGUUGUAUCAAUUGGCUUGGUGGCUCUCCUUGAAAGCAGUGCCAUCGGUUGGAAGUAACUUGUUUGCAGAUUCCAAUUCCACACCGCUUUAUUGUGCUCUGAAAUUAUUCUUUGCUUGAAUGAAACCCUGGCUGUAAACUUAAUGGUUGUUUAUUUUUUGAUGUUAUCCAUUUAUAUUGUAAUGUUUGGAUCUUAGUGCAAAUAUUCAGUUUACAAUAAUUAUUUGGGUAACAAUUAAUACGUAACUGAGUUGUCUUAAAGGUGGUCAAAUAGUGAGGCUUUUUCAUGAAUCACAGUGCUUUCUAUUUCUUUCAAAAUAUUGAGUGAUGAACUUAAGAAAUGUCCUCAUUAGCUAUCUCAUGUUGUGAGACAUAAAAUUUUGGUUGUAAAAACUUUUUUCAGUGGAAGAAUAAUUCUUGAUAAAUUGAAUUCAGGAAAGUUUGUGUUGCUAAGGGGGAAGUGGAAAGAAUCAAAUCAUAAUUUUGCCUGUUAAUUGUUUGGCAUGAAUUUCUUCCUCCCUAAAUGCAGCUUGCUCAGAUUUAUCCAUGGUUUUGCGGUUUUUAUUUUUUCUUAUUAUUAAUAUUUCCGUAAUCUGGCUAAACACCCACCCACCUUCGAAAAAGGAAAUCCUUCAAUUAUGUUUUGAUAUGAUAAGUGGCAAAUUGCACCUCACAACUGUAUUAGUCUUAAUGAAUUUUCGAUAACUUAAAAUGAGGCAACAAUAUCUGUGCCAAUGGCCUGUGGAGACUGGGUCAGAAUAAAUUAAGUGGUAUGCCUCUAAGGAAGGGUGUGAUAAUCUACAGGAAGACAAAGAAGAUUCGCAUUCUCUUUACGCUAUUCCUGUAAUGUAACUUUUGUAUUAAAAAGUGGAUCAAGUGGUGACUCA
Pocillopora verrucosa is the source of this 2497-nucleotide messenger RNA. RefSeq lists its product as uncharacterized. NCBI's taxonomy places the organism in Eukaryota, Metazoa, Cnidaria, Anthozoa, Scleractinia, Pocilloporidae. Gene Ontology annotation, cellular component: membrane. Gene Ontology annotation, biological process: intracellular calcium ion homeostasis; calcium ion transmembrane transport. Gene Ontology annotation, molecular function: calcium:proton antiporter activity. The record is from RefSeq and is a predicted model, not a curated record.